UGGAUUCACGGAUCGGACACUGUUCUCCAAUCGUGGAAGCUACCAAAACACGCAAUAAGAAUGUGGAGUGUUACCGGAAAAUUCUCCAGCUGGACCCAGCUAACAUCCAAGGUCUUCACAAUCUCUGCGUAGUGAUGGUGGAACGUAGCCAGUUGCAUCUGGCAGCACAAUGUCUCGAGAAAGCCGCAGUACUUGCUCCAGAUCAAGAUUACAUUAAGAAACAUCUUUCGAUCGUUCAAUCCCGGAUAAAUCAUCUGCCCCCAGAGCAACGUGAGAGCACUGAAAUAUUUGAUGAUUCAUUUCUCCACACUCCAAUUGAGGAGGAUAGUCUCGACAGUACUGAUCCAGCUAAUGGACAAUUUCUGGGAAAAACUGAUGUUAUGCAAAAUCACAUCGGUAGUAUCCGUAACAAUCAACUCAGUCGGAAUAAUUAUUAUCAUAUUAAGCGUUUCCAGAAUCAGAAAACAUCGCGAUCAAUACCUGAAAUCAAAAGGCAAUUCUCAAGACCCUCUGAAAUACCCAAUAUACCUGAAUCUGCUGGAGUCCUUGAAAAUGUUAUGAAUAGGGAUACGAGUGAAUUGGAAUUUGCUCGUCAUCGUGGAGUGAAAGUGGUUAAACCAAAUUGAAGAAUAUGCGUAAGGCAUGAAGUAAUUAAUUGUAACAAGUCGAAUUAUAUAUUUUUAAUGUACACUUACCUUGGAAGUAAGGGAUUUUGGAGAAAAGCAUUAGAAAAUCUUUUUUGUCUGAAAUCAUGGUUAGUGCGUCAGAUGCAGUAUUUCUGGCAAGUCAUCGAAAAACAGAUGGAUUUUGAAGGGAUGUCAUAACAUAGUUUUUUCAUCGGACAUUUAUUCAGCUAAAAAAGAGAUCUCUUGAUAUUUUUCUCAAACCACUCACUUUCGAGAUAAAGAUGGAGAACAGUCCCCGUAACUACUAGUAAAGUUAUUCUGGAAACUUUUUGUGGAUCUCAUUUUGUUGCUCUGAAGUACCGUAAUUUCGAAAUUACCUUGAAAAUAUGAUAAUGAAGUGAAUUUGACUCAUCUCGUGUCACCAUAUUGAUUUGUAAAAUUUGGCCAUUUUGUUCUUCACUUUACUGUACAAAUGAUGAGAAUAAGACAGAGAAUAAAAUGGUAUAUUAUGUCAUCAGGCGAUAAAAGUAUUAUCUGGCGAAUGUGAUUAUAAUAUAAAGCCAUAUUCGGCUUUAUAUUAUAAUCACAUUCGCCAGAUAAUACUUUUAUCGGCGUGGGACAUACGAUAUUUUAUGUCAUUAGGCCCGAUAAACCGCGAUUCUAACCUCGCUUCGCUCGGUUAAAUGAAGAAAGUCACAAAAUGAAAAGUACCGAACAGAUAAUCCUGUAACUGUUUGUGAAUAAUAUCGAAUUGAACGUUGAAUCUGCAGAAAACCUAUUGUAAAUUGAAAUAAAUGUGUAAAGAGUGUGUUUAACAAGAGAACAGGAUUAGAGUGUUAAUAACGUCACUAGCGAACGGGCGCGAAGCUGUGUAGAUGAUAUUAUAUUAUAUUAAUUUAUUUUAUUGUUUUCUUUCCAAUAUUUCCUUGCGGUUAGAUUAAAUU
Molecule: messenger RNA, 1570 nt
Organism: Diachasma alloeum
Lineage: Eukaryota; Metazoa; Arthropoda; Insecta; Hymenoptera; Braconidae
Exons: 2
Coding region: 135-626 (163 amino acids)
Source: RefSeq, a predicted model, not a curated record